Molecule: messenger RNA, 2493 nt
Organism: Thelazia callipaeda (thelaziosis nematode)
Lineage: Eukaryota; Metazoa; Nematoda; Chromadorea; Rhabditida; Thelaziidae
Source: the annotation of a GenBank genome assembly
AUGGAAUUGGAUGAAAACAGCAUAACAAAUAAUGUGCUUCCUGUACAAACUAAAUACUUGGACUCUCGACGGAUUCAAAUACAAAUGAAUACAGAACAAGAGAGCUUUGAUACAGUUGCGUAUAUCUUCGAAUAUUCUACAGUUAGUACUGCACCAGAUGAUUGGAUAUUUGCUGGCACGAAUACGACAUCAGAAGUAAUAUUUACAAUACCAGACCCAUGUCGAGAUUAUCAAUUUCGAGUGAUUGCAAUUUUGAAAAGUAAUGAAAUAAAUAAUCCUUGGCUGAUUGUUUACCGACCGCGGGCUAUACCUGUAAAUUUACCGGUAUUUGCCAUAGCACCUAGCAAAAUUCAAACAUCACUACCAUUUUAUGAUUCUGAAUACGGAACAAUAAUAGUAUAUGUAUCAUGGGAAAAUCCAACAGGAUAUACGAAUGCAGAUAUUUACGGAUAUGAAAGUCCGGCAAUUUAUCCUCUUCAAUGUAAUUCACCUGAAGAAGAAUUACCAUUGCCAUCUGUGGAAUUAAAUGAAAAUGGCGGUCGAUUACGAAUUUCAUUGCCAUCCGAUGUGUUAGAUAGUAAGUGCCGAGUAUGGGCUGAGGUACAAAUGCUACCGCGGUGCAUUCGAUUGGAACCUUUUAGUAUUCAACAAUCUAUUGAACUUGACUGUGCAAAACUACCCACUCUUCACGUUUGUAGACAAGAAAUAGCACCACAGUGUACUGAUAUUGUUGACAUUUGGGGUCAUGGCGAUAAUGCAACAAUAAUGUGGUCAGCAGAUGGCAAUUUUGGUUCACCACUUUAUUAUCAUAUUCGUUAUGGUCAAGCAGAAAUGCGGGGAGUUCCACCGUUUGCUACGUGGAAAAUUGCUUUAGCCCGUGAUAUGAAAAUACCAGGCAAUAAAACCAAAUUAGAACUUCACGUGGAACCAGACGUUGAUUACGGAAUACAGAUUUGUGGCAUUUACAGUGAACAUAAAAUGAAACCAAAAUUUGGACUUAUACGUGUAACACCUUUUGUUUGUACGUCUUGCAAAACUUUGCCAGUUGAAUCAUUUGGUCGUUGUGAUGAAUGCUUGAAAAUCGAAGGACCAUUGCUAUUCAAACGACGUUGUCAUCCCAAAGGCGGAAACGGUUGCGCAAAUAACGCAUUAUUACCGAACAUUACUGAUUUUGAAGAUGAAGAUGGUCUUUUCAAUGGAUUGGAUGUUUUUCCAUCAGAUAUUUUCAUUGAUUCAUUUCCUGAAAAACUGCAAACUUUUGAUGUGAUCAACAAACUAUCGUCAUCAUCUAAACAUCCUGAUGAAUCAUCUAUACAAACAACAACUACAGCAACAAGUAAUUCUGAUGCACUCACUUUCAUCAGUCUCAAAGAGCUUAAGUCAAAACUUGCUGUCAAAUUAGAAUCAUCUGAAGCAUCAAUCAGUAAGCAAUUUUUUAGCAAAUCAAAUGGUGUAAAAUCUACGUCAGUUUUGACUUCACGUAUAACUCCAAGCAGUGAUGUCAAAAUUGCAACAAUUCAAAAAACUCAAGUGGUGACUUCUGAACCUAAUAAGAAAUUGAUUACCAAUUCAACAGUGUGUAUUCUUGCCAAUGGCGUGAUUUGUGAAUUUGGUUGUUUUGACAAGACAAAAUGCAACUGUUUUCUUCGAAGUAGUCACGUGUUAAUUGAAAAUGGUGCAUGCGUUGAACGUUCUGAUCACGGGUCAAGUCACGUUUGUCUAGCUAAAGCUGACGUUAAAGCUAUUUGGAGUCCGCAAACGCAUACAUUGCAAAUUCGAAGCAAAGAAUUCAAUUUUAAAAAUUUCUGUAAAAAUAAGUCAGUUUAUAUUAAGAUUUAUCGAGAUAUCGAAAUGAAUAGUAAUUAUGAUCGGAUAUUUAUGGAAUUUGGACGUAUAAAACACGUUGUUGAAGGAAAUGUUCCACAUAAUGAAUUUAUUUCUGAUAAAAAUACAGCAAACAACAAUAAAGUUAUUCUACGCAGUGAUAAAAUCAUACGAAAUGGUUUAUUUCUAACCGCUCCUUACUUACUGUAUACAAAUCAGACGAUUGAUCCUACUAGUAAUCAAUACGGUUUACGUAUUUGCGCAUUUAAUAGUUCUAAAGUUAAAAAUCCCUUCAAAGUAGACUGGACUAAACCUUCAGAAUUGAUGCUGGAUAAUAUGGAGAGUAGCAAUAAUUUUAAGUCACAUCACUUAAAUGCGAUUCACUUUGAACUUGAUUACACGCCAAAUGCUGUAUUAUUAGAUGAAAACAAGCAAAUAAAUACGGUGGCAUUUGUGAUCAUACCAAUUUUUUUAAUCAUUUUACUGGUUAUUUUCUUAGCAAUUAUCAUCUACGUGAACUGUACGCGACUUAAACGUUGCUAUGAUAGGCGAAAAACGCAUCAUUUUCGACCAUUUGUAUGGAACAGUAGUAUACCUCCAAUGUGUGCUCAAGGAAACGGAGCAAUGCAUGAAAAGCACUCAUUUAUGAUCACAAAAUCAACGUUUUAA